GGGCGAGUUACCUCCCGCAGCCGCGCUCAGCCGAGCCGCAGCCCGUGAGCGCCAGGCGCGGAGUCCCCGCAGCCCGCACCGCACCGCAGUCACCUCGAGCCGCGCGCCCAGCCCCGGCUGCGCGCCCACCGGGCCGUGCGAUGCCCUCAGACAGGCCUUUCAAGCAGCGGCGGAGCUUCGCCGACCGCUGUAAGGAGGUGCAGCAGAUCCGUGAGCAGCACCCCAGCAAGAUCCCGGUGAUCAUAGAGCGCUACAAGGGGGAGAAGCAGCUGCCAGUCCUGGACAAAACCAAGUUCUUGGUCCCGGAUCAUGUCAACAUGAGCGAGCUGGUUAAGAUCAUCCGGCGCCGCCUGCAGCUGAACCCCACGCAGGCCUUCUUCCUGCUGGUGAACCAGCACAGCAUGGUGAGCGUGUCCACGCCCAUCGCCGACAUCUACGAACAGGAGAAGGACGAGGACGGCUUCCUCUACAUGGUCUACGCCUCCCAGGAAACCUUCGGCUUCUGAGCCAGCAGUAGGGGGAACUGGCCUGGGAGUGGGGGGCCCCCUGGUCAGGCUCUCCCCAGGGAGCCUCUGACUCCUGAACUAAACUGCCCCUGAUGGGCUGGGCAGGAAUGUGGCCCCCUCAAGCCAGAAGGGCCUGACUAGCCCACCUUGCCCCUCGGUGGAUCUUGGGUCAAUCACCUUAGGGCUGCCCUUCCCGGGUGCUGGCUGGGAUGGGAGGGUGGAGAGCCACCCCCAGCACCCCUGCUCUGUGUGGUUUUUUUUUUUUUAGGCCCCUGCCUGUCUGCCCAUCUGCCCCUCACCUUCCCAAGGCUCUGUUCCCUUGCCUGGACCUGCCCAUCCCUGAAGGACUGGCCCCCGUCUCCCCCGUCUCCACUCGGUGUAUGGGUCUGUGGUCACUGGCCCUCUGCAGAAUAAAGAUUGCUCAGGCCUG
Molecule: messenger RNA, 936 nt
Organism: Ochotona curzoniae (black-lipped pika)
Lineage: Eukaryota; Metazoa; Chordata; Mammalia; Lagomorpha; Ochotonidae
Gene: MAP1LC3A
Product: microtubule associated protein 1 light chain 3 alpha
Exons: 4
Coding region: 141-506 (121 amino acids)
Biological process (GO): cellular response to nitrogen starvation; macroautophagy; autophagy of mitochondrion
Cellular component (GO): autophagosome; cytosol; autophagosome membrane
Molecular function (GO): ubiquitin protein ligase binding
Source: RefSeq, a predicted model, not a curated record